Molecule: messenger RNA, 990 nt
Organism: Colletotrichum destructivum
Lineage: Eukaryota; Fungi; Ascomycota; Sordariomycetes; Glomerellales; Glomerellaceae
Product: Putative JmjC domain-containing protein
Exons: 2
Coding region: 1-990 (329 amino acids)
Biological process (GO): regulation of gene expression; chromatin remodeling
Cellular component (GO): nucleus; chromatin
Molecular function (GO): histone H3K9 demethylase activity; histone H3K36 demethylase activity
Source: RefSeq, a predicted model, not a curated record
AUGACGACCAGCCCGGAUCUGGGAGUCAAAACGAGCAAGACGCUAGGUGAUAUUUGUCAGAACAGGGAUGUCGUCGCCAAAGGUUUCGCUAAAGUCACAGUAACCGACUAUAACCUACAUACCGGCGGCCAAAUCAAGUUCCGUUCGUCCGACGACGGAGAUGGUAGCCGAGUAGACGACUACGCCAUGAGAGUAUCCCAGCCAGAGGAGGAUGACGGAAACUUUAUCAUCGAGUACGAUGCCAUCAACGUCGUUGCUGGGGAAAUAACAGUAGAUCUUUCCGCCCAAGCUGCCGUAACAGAGCGACAAGGUAUCUUCUCGCCUGCAUCCGAAAAUACAAGAAGUGGUCUAGGUCCUUCCCAGCUCACACACUACUAUAUUGGCGACUGGGACGCUUUGGAGAGAUCCCAACCGCCAGUGCUUUUAUGCGGUGACCUUCUCGAAAAGGCCUUCAGCAACCGUGUAAAGCCCGGUAUCACCACUCCCUACCUCUAUUACACAAAUGAUGCCCUAACCUGCAGUGGCAUGCACCUUGAGGAUGUUUCUGUGCCAUCGGUGAACUUGGUUCGCUGGGGAGCCUCUAAGGCGUGGCUGAUUCUCGAGCCGGGGCAGGGGAACAUCGAAAGGUUUGAGAGUUGUGUCAAGCAGUGCAUGCAGCAACGCGUGAAGAGGUCUAAAGCCCAGAGACACCGUCCGUAUACCACUGCCAAGUGUUCGCAGUUCGUACGCCAUCAAAACACCCUCUUCACCACAGAAACACUCGGCAGGUGGAAGGUAAGGUUCAACAUCGUCUUCUGUGGGCCGGGCGAGCUCAUUGUCACGAUGCCGGGCACAUAUCACCAGGUUGUCAAUCUCGGCCCAAACCUCGCCGAAGCGGUCAAUGUUGCUUGGCCAGGCGUGAGCAUCCCCCCACCGGACUAUGUUUAUUGCAGCAAGAAACGGUGCGACCACAGCGAUAGCAUUUCAAAAGCCGAUCUAGUGGCUAGCUGA